Molecule: messenger RNA, 2261 nt
Organism: Thlaspi arvense
Lineage: Eukaryota; Viridiplantae; Streptophyta; Magnoliopsida; Brassicales; Brassicaceae
Source: the annotation of a GenBank genome assembly
CCCAAAUUUUGGUUCUCCCGCAAUUAAUUUUAGUUUCCCACAAAUUAUUUUGGUUUCCCACAAAUGUUUUUGGUUUUCAUCCUCCUUCUUUACCCGGUUACUUCCCUUUCCCUAAAACAUUCGAGAACUUUCUCUCUUCCUCUCUUCCUCUCGCCGUCGCCUUGCUUGAUCUCUUCUUCUUGCCGUCAGUUCUCUUUCGCUCUUCUCGGUUUUCUUCCUAACUUCCUCUCGUCGUUGGUUCUCUUUCUUUCUCUCUUCCUCUAUUCCCCUCGCCGACUCUUAAUCCACAAAUCCUGAUGGCUCCUUCUGGCUGUGGCCGUCGCAACUCAAGCACCGCCGACAAAACUCAGACGGGUAAGGAUAAAGUCCAGGGCGAGUAGCUCUGAAGGCGGACUGGAAGGCAAUGAAGGAAAGGGGUGGAUUAGGACUGGGUUUUGGGAUUCAUAUUCUGAGUUUGAGUUUCUAUUUAAGUACUUGUGUUAGUGCUUUAUGAGUUGAACCGAAUCUGAUAAAUUAGUUUGUUAUUGAGUCCAAAUUCUGUUAAGUGUUUCUGGAAUAAUUAUGCAAUGAGAAUGAAUGUCUUUUGAUGAAUUGAACUUGUUUAAGUUUAAGAAAAGUUUUUAAAAUAUGCAUGUUUUUGUACUCUGGCCGAGAGAAGACUCGGUGAGGUUCGGGCCGGUCUAGUGAUAGACGGUCGGAUCCUCACAGAAGCUCUCUCCGAUUUUGAUUUCUUCUUUUGGGUGAUGAUUUGAUGAAAUUAGUUUUUAGGUCGUGAACUCUCUGAUUUUGAUUCUCUCCGUAUCAAUUGAUUCUUGUAUGAUUUAUGGGUUUGACUAGUGUUUGAAUAAUGGGUUUGUCUAAAUGCUUAAAAUUUUUAUUGUGUUAUGAAGCUCUUCCUUGGACAUGCUGUUUCUGGAGUUUCUGUUGGAUUUAUUUUUGUAGCUUAAAAUGUUAUUGUUAUCAAUGCAGGUCAUGCCAUGCCACCAGGAGCUGUUGGAUAUAGAAACUCAUCUGGUCCUUCCAUGCCACACGAAGCUGUUGGCGCUACAAGUGCUGCAAUUUCAGCUGCUAAUAACCACACUCGCAUGACUCUGGAAGCAUUAAUGGAUGCUCCUUCCAGAGAACUUCAGCCACACCUCCAUCCAAAGAAACUCAAUGGCGCUUUAUGGUUUGGUAUAGACCCCUCUGUUCACAAGUUUAUCAAAACAACUUGGCAAGCUUACUACAUGGGACCAUGGAGGAGCUGGAAAUUCGUUCCUGAUGAGAGGAAAGAUAAGUGGUGGCAUACUUUUGUGCAAAACUACUACUGGGAGGCUCGGUUUAAUGAUGAUGUCUACAACAAAUGGAAAGUGCACACACAGACUACGAUUUGUGGCAAAAUUAGCAAGAAGAAGAGAGAAAACCAGAAUCCCAAGUACAUAAGUGAAGAUGACUGGACCACUCUGCUUGAGUAUUGGUCAUCUGAACCGGCAAUCAAGAAGAGCAAAGAUGCGGUUAAAUACCGCACAUCAAACCCGGAUGGAAAAGGGAUGCACAAGCAUUGUGCAGGUCCUCAAAAUUUUUUGAAGAUCGAGUAUGAUAUGAUGGUAGAGUCUGGUCUUGAUGAACCACCACCUUACACGGAGUUUGUGCGAAAGACACACACACGAGAUGGAAGUUUCAUUGAUGGUCGAGCUGAGACUCUUGUCCUUGAAGUAGAGGAAGCCGUAGCACAGAUGGAAACUGAUUCUGUCAGCGAAACCACCUCAACUGCUGCAACUCCUUCUCGCCUUCUACUUAACCAAGAAUUUCUCAAGCAAGGUAAGACAAGCCGAGGGCGAGUUUAUGGAAUCGGCAGUGUGCAGCAAAAGGAAUUCAUCCUGACUGCGUCAGUCCAUGCAUCUCUUCAACGCAGCUUGGAUAUGGACAUGUGCAUCUCCAGUGUGGAGACUCAUUCUGAAGCUGUCAACAACAAUGUUGAAACUCUGAAGUCAGAGAUGACUGAACUCAAGGAAAACGUGGUGGCGAUGAAGGAUGAGAUGAAGGAGGAGCUAACAUUGCUGGCUUGUCUUUGGGGGCAAAGCUCUGAGUUUGUCGUGCAACCACCUCUUAUUCUACCAGAUUUUUUCAUGGACAAUGCUGCUCAGAAACAGAUUCAGGAUGAUAUCACUGCAGCUGCAGCUGAGCUCGAUGAUGGCGACUAUGCUGUGGAAAUGGAUGGCCUUGAGCUCAUGGAUACAAUACACGGAAUUUUCCACAACCCAAACCUUUAUUUUGUCAAG